Molecule: messenger RNA, 9300 nt
Organism: Saccostrea echinata
Lineage: Eukaryota; Metazoa; Mollusca; Bivalvia; Ostreida; Ostreidae
Product: serine-protein kinase ATM-like
Exons: 57
Coding region: 21-9089 (3022 amino acids)
Biological process (GO): DNA repair
Molecular function (GO): protein binding; protein serine/threonine kinase activity
Source: RefSeq, a predicted model, not a curated record
GUCCAUCAUAGUUUCCAGACAUGGACAGUUUGUCAGACGUAAUCUUGUGUUGUCGCGAGCUCUCAAGUGAAAAGGUCACGGAAAGAAAAAGGAGUGUAGAGAAGCUGAAAAAUUUGCUUAAUAAAAAGUCUGUGGUAAGCAGUUUGGAUAUAAAUUCACAACAGAGAAUGGGAGACAGGAACAUUCUCACAUGGGAUGGCAUCAUUAGGGAGGCUUAUCAUUAUGUUAACAUGGAAACCCAGUUAUUGCAGAAAGGGAAAGAACCACAGUCAGCAACAGCCAAGGCCAACAAGGAGAAAAGGAAGCAAGAGAUAGGGGGGUUCUUCAAGUUUGUAGUAAAACAGGCAGAAAAAAGGGGACCAAAAUUAAAGGCAUCUCAGUUAAUAAAGCAGAUACAAGAAGUACUGAGGGAUGAAUUUAUGCUUUCUGCAUAUGGUUUGGACUACAGCAAUAUACUGUUGAAGAAUAUUUUGACAGUCAGAAAGUAUUGCGCAGAAAUCACAGAGAAGACUUGGCAUGAAUUGAUUACUAUGUACUGUAAGUUGUUUGGGGACCCGGAGUGUGGAUUGGAUAAAAUCUUGUUAUCCAGGAUCAUCCGGUCAUUGAUUUCUGCUGCUAUUUUGCGGUGUGAACUCCGACCUAAGAAAUUCCUCUCAUUCUUCACAGUGGUUUUCAAGGACAUCAGAAAAGAAAAGAGAGUUGCUGUGGUAGAACAUCUAAUUAGUGCAGCCAACACCUUUGUAUGCUCAAUUGCACAGAAUUCCAGGGCACAAGUGUGCAAAUUUGGGGAAAGCAUCUGUAUCAACAUGCUCUACCUAUGGGAAAAUAGGCCUUCAAAUAUAUUAAAGGAGGAAAUCUUGGUGUUCCUAAGGACACAGGUGGCAGCUCACCACCCAGGUGGUGCCAGAAAAGAUGAGUGUGGCUCCUUUGCUUAUGACUGGGAUGAUUGGCAGAGCGUGUUGAGGAAUCUAUAUGAACUCUUCGAUACAGACAUGAAGCAGCAGAACACUCGCAGCAGAUUCUUUGUUAGUUCAAGGGAGACGAGUCUAGCUGAAAACUAUAUCGAACUUAUUGUGGACAUAUUCAAUCAGCUUUUCCUGGAGAAUGUGAACUCUAUAGAUGUCACACAGAUCUCUACCCAGCAAGGUCCAGGAACUAAAAAGAGGCGCUUAAACUCAGGGUGGUGCUACAUGUUGGACUUCUUGUCAGACAGAGAACAACACAGCCAGACAAUUCCCUGGAUUCAACUGAUCACUCGGUUUCUACAAAAGUAUCCCCAAAAUUUUCCAAAGAUGCAGGUUCUCCCAUAUUUGGAGGCAAUUGCAGCCCAGUUAGGAAAUUUUAAAAAGGUAGAGGUGAUACAUCACUUGAUGCUCUGUGCCAAGUCCUUCAUCAGUAAUUGGAAUAUGUUUUCUGGGGAGUCAGAAAAUAAAGAAAUUUUAAAGAAAAUAAGUUCAGCCGCACUAAGGUGUGUGAGUGUUCAUCAAGCAGAUGACAGUGCUUACCAGCUACUGACAAGUAUGGCAGAACAGGGACUGGAUAUUGAGAAAGACAUGUGGAACCUCUUCAUUCCAAGUGUGACUCGGCCGAGCACGAGAGCAGUGCAGUUUCUGAUAACAUAUAUGACCAGAAACAAAAUCCCUGAACACUUCAAAAAUCACCUGUCUUCUUUUUUAGCUCAGACAUCAGAGAGUGAUGACAAAAAUCACCCUUUGAGAAAACAGUUGUUCAGAUGGCUAUUUCCAGGAAGAAGUCAGUAUAGGACUAUUUCAGCAGAUAUUGUGGAUGAAAAUAAGGCAGAUCCAAGGGAUAUUGGGCAUCUGGUUGCUUUACUACUUUUUAAAAAUCAAAGUGAUGUGCCAAAUUAUUGUUACAUGGAACCAGACUAUGGUGAUGCUUUCUAUACAAGUCUUGAAAAAAUGUAUUUGCAGUCAUCAAACAAAUUUGAAAUUGAGAAUUUCAAAGAUAAAACAGAAUCUGUUGAUUCUUGUUUUGAAUGCAAUUUUCUGCAUGAUCUUUUUGAUCAUAUUUUGAACCUUUUGAAAGAUGAAGCAACGGCUUUGAGUGAUAUGAUUGAUUGUGAUUUGAAACAUUUAGAAUCCCUAAGUUGGUACAUCUGUGCAAUAGCCAGUAUUGUUCAGUGGUUAGUGAAGUACAGUGCUGUACAAAAAGAUGUGGUGGAGAAGUCAGAAUUGACUAACUGUAUCAAAGUAAUGCUCAGAAUGUUUGGGAAAAAUGUAAAAAUUUUAACUUCAUCUCAAAAUAUUUCAUUAUCUUUGAAAAUUCUUAGAAAUUUUCAGAAAACUUUGAUGUUAGAGAAUGAAGUGAAGUCAAGGGAGGAGUGUUUUGUAGCAUUGGAAUUGAGAUCUUUGGUACCAGCAUGUAUCAUUGAAGAUUUCAAAAGUGUUCUUGUAGAAAAGAGAAAACCAUCAGAAGGUGACCAGACUAGGAGAGCUGAUGUGUCGCGUGUCAUUGAGGGAGCUGAUGAUUUUGAUGAUUUUGACGUUGAAAUGGAGACACCGAAUGAGGAAAAGGGUGAUGAUUUUAUGGAAGAUGACUUUGCUGAAUCCCAGGAAUCUGAUGUAACAGGAAGUGAUGGAACAGAUAUGAAAUCUAUUCUGGAUGACAGUCAGCUAACUGACACACAACAAUUGCACAUUGAAUUGACCAGAACAUUGUGCUUCUGGUGUGCCUUCGACAGUCCAGAAAACAGAGGAGAAGCAGGAUUAUUGAAGGAUGUGCAGAAGCUGUCAUCAAUUAAAUCAGAACUCAUCAAAAUUAUGGAAUCAGUGGAUGCCUACAAGUCUUUUGACUUAUUGCAAAUCAGACUGAUUAUCAGAAUGUUAACUUCACCAUCACAUCAUGUCUCUGAGGAAAAUAUUCUUUCCAUGAUUACAGUUACAAGAUUUCUGGCAAAGGCUCAGAGGCAGGAUCAGGAAGUGUGCUGUUUGUGUUUGGAGAUGCUGUGUAAUCUCAUACCAUUCCUACAGUCUGACAAGGAUAGGGUUAGUCCAUCUAUCAAAGAGAGUCGAGAUGCUGCCCUCACCCUCAUGUCUGCUUUUCUGAAUUUGCCCUCUGAAAAGUGCACAGAGAAGGUUAGACUUGGAAUGGCAAAAUGCAUCGUCCAGCUUAUAAAAGCAGAUCAAAAUCAAAAUUGGGCAAAAAUUUCUUUGAAAAGAGAUGAAGGUUAUGAAGAUGUUCCUGUUUCUGAAGAAUUUAUUAAAUAUUUAGGAGACCUUAGCCAUGCUGUAAGGAUGUACUGUGCAAAAGCUCUGCAGGGACUUUUCAUGUGUAAUGGUAUACCUUGUGAAAGACUGGCCCAAGAUCACCAUUUUGAUACUAUAUACAGUGAAAUAAUGGAGUUGCUAAAUCUACAGGAUAACUUGUCUCCUGAGAGAGCUAUGGAUGAGAGAAACAACAGAGUGGGCUCUGCCCUGACAAGUCUAGCUUACAUAGCAUGUACCAGUCCAGUCUGUGAAAAGAAGGCACUGUUUGCUUUCUGUCAGUUGACUAAGGCCAGAGAUGUAGAGACAGAAAAAAUCAAACUGAUUUUGCAAAAACUCGCUGAAAUCCAAGGUUAUGAAAAUUGUUGCAGUUACAUUCAGACUUAUCUACCUUAUUUGAUUCAUCAGUGGCUAUGUCUACAGUAUAAUGUGGAUGACUUUCCAUUCCAAAUGGUCAACUGUGCUUCAAAGAAAGACUUUUACAGAGAACACUUUGAGAUUCUCAUCACUGAACUCCUUAUGUUUAAAGAUAUUGACAAUGCAAAGAAAGUUGCUACUUCCAUAGGGAGUGACUGGCUAGAGGUUCUUAAACUCUGCAUACCCAGAAUUGUGGUGUUCAUUCUGCCUCAGUUUGCAGCCUCUCAGAGUGGAGAGACCUCUAAUGAACAUGUGAAAAAGAGGACUGCUCAUGCCACAGCUUGUUAUAAUCUGCUGACUGAACAAGCUACAAAAGAAUUGGUCGAUAAGUGUAUUGGUAGCAAUUUGGAUGUCAUUGUUGUCAACAUUUUGCUGUGUCUUUAUGACCUUGAAGAAGAUGAAUUUAUGAAAACUGCUGUUAUCAGGAACCUGGAUCCAGAGCCAAAUCCUCCAUGUUACAAAAUGUACCAGAUCCAGUCUACUCUGGACUACCUGACCAGUAAUUUGUCUGGGAAAAAAUCUCUUGUAGAAGUACUGUCAAAGACACAGGACUCCUUGCAAAAGAUCCUAGAGGAGCUGUCACUAAGACUGUUUAUGGACCAUAGAUUACAUGAGAAGCGACGGAUCCUGCUCAUGUAUUGCCUCAUAUGCAGAUUGCUGCUACAGGACUUUGAUGGUGGACUUGGAGGUUGCUUUGUCUACAUAUUCAGAGAAAUUCUCUAUCGUUUAGUUUAUCUGCUACAAGACAUGAGGAAACAGGAAGGCAUAAAGAAUGAAGAUGGAUAUGCCAACAGCAUAAGCUGCAUGGCAUUAGAUCUCGUGUAUGAUGUACUUAAAAGGUCCACCUCUGUUGCUGCUCAGGAAGUUGAGAAGUAUUUGAAAUUUGUCAUCAAUAAUUUGGUUCCACUCACAACAUUGUCAUCUCUCCUUUGUGAAAAGGUGAAAAAUGUGUUCAAGAUGUUGAUCAUUGACAACAAGAAGACCCUGAUGGCAGGAAUAGCUUCACUUGAUCCUUUUCCAGACAGGGAGGAAUUCAAUCCAUUCACUGCUGUGUAUAAUGAAGUCAAACUCAUCAAGGGACCUAGGACUUUAAGACAGAUUAUUGAGGAUUACCUUUUGGAGGAUAAGAAAAUGCUUUUAGGAGAGCACUCUCAGGAAGGCCUUAAUUUUUUAUCAAAGGAGAUAGCCUCAAAUAUGGAAGAGUUUGUAGAGUUGAUAGAAUCUGAACAAGGCAAAUCAAGGAACAUAUUGUCUUGUCUUCUAAUGAAACUGGUGAAAGACAGUAAAUUAUUGAAGGAUAAAGAGAAUUUGAGGGAGCUGACCCACUGUCUGGGUGUAAUAGGUCCUGUUGAUCUUAUGAUACUAGCACUACCUACUUCUGAUGUGGAAGAGACAGGAGAGAUGAAUAAUCUUUUGCAGAUUGUGGAACUUUUAGACCAGCAUCUUACUGACAAGGAUAUGAAGACAGUUCAAGCAACAUCACAGGUCCUGAAAAAAAUAUUCAGCAGGAAAGCAGGAAUUGAUCUUGCAGACAAGAUGAAAACUUCAAACAAAGUAGAACUAGUCCAAAAUCUGCAACCAUUUCUUCCAAAGAAAAAGGCUAAAGCCUUGUGUGAGGAGCUACCAGAAUUGAAUUACAAUGAGUCUCUAGGUGCCAUAAACCAGGACGAACUUUGGUGGGAAACUGCAGUAUCUCACAAAGUCUGGGUUAUUAGAUUGACCUCUGCUAUUUUGACCAGUGGUGCUGUCAACAAUAGUCUGUUGUGUUGCCUGAAGCCCAUUUGUCUUCUGAGAAGCGAAGUCUGUGAAUUUCUUUUACCAAUACUGGUACAUGAUGUUUUAAGUCUGGACAAUGCUGCUCACAAAGAAAUUCUCUCCCAACAAAUCUCUAAAUUCUUCCUACAGCAUUGUCGUCUGUCAUCAACAAAAUUACAAGGACGGCAAGAAAGUCCCAGUAUUUGUCAGAACAAGGAUUCUGUCAGAACAAUGCUUAGAGUUGUACAUUACCUCAGACAACAACCUAGAAAUCAACAGGGGAGAAAUCCACUGACAGUGUGGGAUAAUAACUACUGGUUGGAUGUCAAUUAUCUCCACAUAGCCAAGGCUGCUUUGUCCUCCUCUGCACAUUUCUCUGCAGUUUUUUAUGCAGAGAUUUGGUGCAACUGCCAGAGGAUAAAACAGGAAGAGACAUUGAAGAAAUCCUCUUCAUUAAGUGAGGCUGUAAGCCAGAGUUUUACACAAGAUUCCCAGGUCGAUUCUCUGAGUUCCAUUUCUGGUGAGGUGACCUUGAAUGUACAGGACAUACUCCUGGAGGCCUACAGACAGAUUGGGGAUCCAGAUGGGGUAUAUGGGUGUGGGGCAGGGCGUCUUGCAGAUCCAGUGUCUAGAAUAAGGAUGUAUGAACAUGAGGGUCAGUGGGAGAAGGCUGUCAUCACAUAUGACAUAGGGCUCCAGCAACACAGUGAACAAGAAGUGGACUUACUUAAGGCUCUUGACAGCUUUGGAUCGAAAAACUUGUUGGACAGCUACCUAGAAAAUUAUUCAAAUAUAAAGUCUGAUGCAAUAAGAAAUCUAAUCUUCAAGUCUGCAAUCAAAGUCGGAAAGUGGGAUCUAAACAUAGAUGAAAGCAAUGAAUGUAGUUUUGAUGAAGCAGUGCACAGAUCCUUGUGUUCACUAAAACACUCCCAGUUCUCUCUUGUUUCCUCUGCUCUGGAUAUGGCAAGGAAAAAUGCGGUUGACAGAUUACAAGAUGCCAGCAUGGAGAGCUGUCGAUGUCUGUAUCCCAUUCUUUCUGAUCUGCAAUGUAUCUACCAGAUUGAUCAGACUGUCAGAGCACUUACAGGGCAAGAAUCCAAACCACUUGAAGAUGUGCUGAAAAACUGGGCGCAAGAGAGGGUGUCAUUUAAUGAGUUUGAUUACAUAGAACCUAUCCACAUCACUAGACUCUCUGUACUUCAGGUGCUACCCAUCCAAACAGAUGCAGUGCAAGCAUGCAUGCAGAAGGAAUUACUAUAUCUAACAAGACUUGCAAUACAGAAUAGGAGACAUCUGGUUGCUGAAGGAGUUGUAAGUAAACUGAAAUCUUGUGAAGCUUCAGAUUUCCAUAUGCAAGUUGAUAAACUAACUGAAGAAGCAAAACUUUUCUGGUCCAGAGGAGAACAAAACAUUGCCAAACACUUAACAAAGAAGUUGUUGAAGAUGUUAGAGCAAUUGCAAGAAAGCAACUUGGAAGCAGCAAAGCUGUACCCUAGAGUCCUUAGUAUGUAUGGAAACUGGGCAGCAGAAACUAACUUAGAAGAUCCUAACACCAUUAUGGAAGAGUAUCUUGAAAAGACAGUGAGUUUGUUAGAGAGUUUGGAGGAGAAAGGGGAUACAAUUCUUGAUGCGUAUCUCUCUCUUGCACGGUUUGCUGAUGGUCAGUAUCAACACAUUGUGAACUACAUGAAGUCUAGCACAUUUGAAGCCAAGCAGAACUUGAUGAUAAAGGCCAAAAAGGAAAUAACAAGGAUGCAACAGCUGGGAAUGGAAGAACUUGAGAAAGAUCGAUAUUAUAAAACCCUAAGUAAACAAAGUGAGAUAGAUCAGUCAGAACUGAAUGCUAUGGAGGAGGACAGAUCGAGGUGCCUUAAACAGUCUGUCCAGAACUAUAUCAAAUGUCUGAAGUAUGGUGACAAGCAUGACAUCCGCAUAUUCCGUCUGGUAUCAUUAUGGUUCAGUAAUCCCACUUCUGCUGACAUUAGUGGUUUAAUUAUGAUAAAUAUGGACAGUAUUAAAUCCUACAAGUUUCUGAGUCUGAUGUACCAGCUGUGUGCUAGAAUGGACACUAAUCCACCUACUGAUCAGUCCCCCUCUCUGCAGAAGACACUGCAAAAGAUUAUUCAUCGCACAGCUGUGGAUCAUCCCCAUCAUACCUUGUUUUGUAUUUUUGCUUUAGUCAAUGCCAAAAGAGAUUCAGAACUUCUGAGGAGGAACACAGGCAGCAAAAGCAGGCUGUCUAGAAAUAGUCAGGCCAGUGACGGUGAAAAUCAGGGAAGAAUAGAGGCUGCCAAGAAAUUGAUUAGCCAGCUUAAAUCUGACAAACAUGUUGGUGGAAUUGUAAAAAACAUGGAAAUCCUUUGUGAUGCUUUCAUCCAAUUGGCCAACUUUAAUGUGUCACAAUACUGUCGUGAGACUAAACCAAUAACUUUGGAUAAAAGACUUUGGAUCACACAGAUUAAAGAAAUGGAUAAUGUGGCUGUGCCAACGGAUGAAAUACCUAUUGACCCAACAGGAGAUUAUAAAUCAGUAGUUACCCUAAAGGGAUUCGAACCCACAUUCAAGUUGGCUGGAGGAAUCAACUUACCAAAAAUUCUGACUUGUUUGGGAUCAGAUGGAAGAGGACGUCGACAACUUGUCAAGGGUAGAGAUGAUUUAAGACAGGAUGCUGUUAUGCAGCAGGUGUUUGGUAUGCUUAAUACUCUGCUUCACAAAAACCCAGACACAAGGAAAAGAAAUCUGACAGUGAAGCAGUACAAGGUUAUACCUCUAUCACAGUGUAGUGGAAUUCUGGAGUGGUGUGAGAGAACCCUGCCUAUAGGGAUGUAUUUAAUUGGAGAGAGGGAUGAAUCCAAGGGAGCCCACAGAAGAUUCAGACCACAGGACAUAACAGCCAGAGCCUGUAGGGAUAAGAUGGUCGAAACAGUUCGAGCUUCCCUGAAUGACAAAUUGAAAAAUUUCCUGGAAAUAUGCUCCAGGUUUCAACCAGUAAUGAGAUAUUUCUUCAUGGAAAAGUUUUCACAACCUUCAGUGUGGUUUGAACGCCGACUGGCAUACACUAGAAGUGUAUCCACAACCUCAAUUGUUGGAUAUAUCCUUGGAUUGGGAGACAGACACAUACAAAACAUUCUGAUUGAUACAAACUCUGCUGAGCUGGUACACAUAGAUUUGGGCAUUGCUUUUGAGCAAGGUAGGAUUUUACCAACUCCUGAGACUGUCCCUUUUCGGUUGACCCGGGAUAUCAUAGAUGGAAUGGGUGUUUGUGGAGUAGAAGGAACAUUUAGAAGAUGCUGUGAAAAAACCAUGGAUGUAAUGCACAAUAACCAGGAGGCUUUGUUGACGAUUUUGGAAGUACUACUAUAUGACCCUCUCAACAACUGGACAAUUUCCCCUCAGAAGGCAGCUGCCCUCCAGAGUCGCAGGGACAGAUUGGACACUGAGACAUCAGAACUGAAUGCCACCAAAGGCAGUUUGAUGGAUAUUGAUGUGGUCAAUGCAAGUGUGCAGCAAGAUUCCCAAGAGAGUGUGAAUAAGCUUGCAGAGCGAAUGUUACUGCACCUUCAACAGAAGCUACAGGGAUAUGAGGAAGGAGUUCAGUUUAGUGUAGCAGGACAAGUAAACAACCUUAUCCAGGAGGCUAGAGAUCCCAAGAAUCUCUGUAGACUGUUUCCAGGCUGGCAGCCAUACAUAUGACUUUAUACAAGAAAAUAUUAGAAUAUUUCUUUCUUAGAAAUGUACAUGUUCUACCCAUAGAAUAACUAGGCUGCCAUCUAUUCAUGAAAGACUUUCAGUACCAGUACUACCAUACACUUAAAGACAGCAAUGAUGUUUUGUUUAAAUCCUAAUACUUAUAGAAUGUACAUGUGCAUAUACAUUGAAAUAUUAAAGUGAUAUUUUUUCUCAA